GGCAGCUUUCAAGCUUGAGCAUAGCAAGAAGUACGACUCAGAGGUCGAGGAGUCAUUCCGCAUGAAGAUCUUCACGGAGAACAAGCACAAGAUUGCCAGCCACAACAAGGGCUUUGCACAAGGACACCACACUUACAAACUCAGUAUGAACAAAUAUGGAGAUAAGCUCCACCAUGAGUUCGUCUCUACCAUGAAUGGCUUCCGUGGAAACCACACUGGGGGUUACAAGAACAACCGUGCUUACACCGGACCCCUUCUUACCCUGAUGAUGAGGGGCAUUUCCCAAGAAUGUGACGGGGGCCCAAAGGGAGCCGUCACACCUAUCAAGGACCAGGGCCAGUGUGGCUCUUGCUGGGCUUUCUCUGCCACUGGUGCCUUGGAGGGCCAGACAUUCCGCAAGACUGGUCAGCUGGUGAGCCUCUCGGAGCAGAACCUGGUGGACUGCUCUCGCAAGUUUGGCAACAAUGGUUGCAACGGUGGACUCAUGGACAAUGCCUUCGAGUACGUCAAGGAGAAUGGCGGCAUCGACACUGAGGAGAGCUACCCAUAUGAUGCAGAGGACGAGAAAUGCCAUUACAAUCCCCGAGCUGCUGGUGCCGAGGACAAGGGCUUCGUUGACGUGCGCGAGGGAAGCGAACAUGCACUGAAGAAGGCUGUUGCCACCGUUGGCCCAGUGUCUGUGGCUAUUGAUGCAUCUCACGAGUCAUUCCAGUUCUACAGCCAUGGUAGGACUUCUUUUUGAAAUU
Penaeus monodon (black tiger shrimp) is the source of this 746-nucleotide messenger RNA. Its product is annotated as cathepsin L-like. The transcript has 6 exons. NCBI's taxonomy places the organism in Eukaryota, Metazoa, Arthropoda, Malacostraca, Decapoda, Penaeidae. The coding region runs from base 62 to 742 and encodes 226 amino acids. Gene Ontology annotation, cellular component: lysosome. Gene Ontology annotation, biological process: immune response. The record is from RefSeq and is a predicted model, not a curated record. Gene Ontology annotation, molecular function: cysteine-type endopeptidase activity.